CCAUAUCGUGAAGUACGAAUUUAUAAUGAAGACCCUGCAAAUCGCUCUCGUAUUUUCUGCCAUUGUGGCCAUUGCUUUUGCUGCCAAUGCCAGUUGGGGAGCUAAGCUCUCGAGUAGUAGGCUAGCCAGCACCCAGAACUUGACUAUCCACAAGAAAGCCAAUCAAUAUGUGAACGGAAUAAUUAGUUUUCCCUUGGCCGGCCAGGCCAACUCCAAAACCAUUCGGUACAUAAAUGUAACUGACAGAUUUACCAACAGCUCGGGACCCUAUUCUACAUUGUCGGUGGGUGGUAUAGGUUACACCAGUGUCAAAAUCAAUGUUACGAGCCAGUUUUCCCAAGGAAUCAACGUCACUGCUCAAAUCUGGGUUGAUGCCUAAAGUUAAGGCACCUGCUGUCAUGCACACCUUAUGGUUUAACAUGUGGAAGACCAUUAAAAAUAUAUGUUUGCAAUUUCCAAUUUCACUGAAUAUUAAAAAUGUGGAUUAACUUCCAAAAA
Messenger RNA from Drosophila rhopaloa, 498 nucleotides. RefSeq lists its product as uncharacterized. NCBI's taxonomy places the organism in Eukaryota, Metazoa, Arthropoda, Insecta, Diptera, Drosophilidae. The transcript is spliced from 2 exons. Bases 26 to 379 code for a protein of 117 amino acids. The record is from RefSeq and is a predicted model, not a curated record.